Messenger RNA from Lichtheimia ornata, 2043 nucleotides. RefSeq lists its product as uncharacterized. Bases 1 to 2043 code for a protein of 680 amino acids. The transcript is spliced from 5 exons. The record is from RefSeq and is a predicted model, not a curated record. Gene Ontology annotation, biological process: fatty acid beta-oxidation using acyl-CoA oxidase; lipid homeostasis. Gene Ontology annotation, molecular function: FAD binding; fatty acid binding; acyl-CoA oxidase activity. Gene Ontology annotation, cellular component: peroxisome. NCBI's taxonomy places the organism in Eukaryota, Fungi, Mucoromycota, Mucoromycetes, Mucorales, Lichtheimiaceae.
AUGGUCGCUGCUGACAACAAUAAUCAGCCUACUCGUUUUCCUCCGCUUGCACCCAAGUCCCCUUCUGGUGUCGACCUUCUUGCAGCAGAGAGAAGGAAAUCAAGCUUCAAUGUAGACUCAAUGACCAAGUUCAUCUACCCAGAUGGGUGGCUCGACAGAAUGCAUAAGGUGCUUGCUGUCAUCGAAAAGGAUCCGGCAUUCGACAAAACCAUGCGCUACUACCAGAAUCGCUACGAAGGAAUGCGACAAGCUUACGCCAAAGAAAAGCGCAUCCGUCAGUUAUCUACCGAGCAUGGAUGGGAUGAUAUGGAUAGAAGCAUGGCUAAUUUUCUUUAUGAUGGCGUUUCACCGUUCUCAGUACAUCACAGCAUGUUUAUGACAACCUUGCGCAAUCAAUGCAACGACGAGCAACGUAAAUUGUUUUAUGAGCCUGCGACGCGACUUGAGAUCAUUGGUUGCUAUGCACAAACUGAGCUUGGUCAUGGAUCCAAUGUGCGUGGUUUGGAGACGACAGCUACCUACAUCCCUGAGGACAACGAAUUCGAGAUCCAUUCGCCACACCUUACGUCAUCCAAAUGGUGGAUUGGUGGAUUAGGCAAGAGCGCCACUCAUUGUGUCUUGAUGGCUCGGCUUAUCAUUCAUGGCAAGGAUCAUGGCCCACACCCAUUUUGUUUCCAAAUCCGAAGUCUCAGGGAUCAUAGGCCAUUGCCUGGUAUUACGGUGGGCGACAUUGGACCGAAGUUGGGAUACAACAGCAAUGACAAUGGCUUUAUCCUCUUUGACCAUUUCCGUGUACCUCAUAUCUCGCUUCUUGCCAAGUUUUCUCAAGUCAAACCAGGAACUGGUGAAUACAUCAAGCCGCCCAAUGCACGUCUUUCUUAUGGCACCAUGGUCUUUAUUCGAGCAAACAUUGUUGCAGGAAGUCGUUUUGCUAUGGCACGUGCAGCCACUGUUGCAGUGCGUUAUUCGGCUGUUCGCCGUCAAUUUGUGGAUGCUGCUGAACCAAAAAAGUGGGGCAAAGAGGUCAUUGAAACUCCUGUCAUCGACUACACAAUGCAGCAAUAUCGGCUCUUCCCCGUUAUAGCAGGUGCUUAUGCUUUAUUGUUCACUGGCCGUGAAAUGCUUCGUCUGUACGACCUGAAUCAAGAAGCCAUGAAGCAAGGCGACUAUGGACUACUAGCAGACUUGCAUGCAAGCUCAUCCGGUCUCAAAUCUUUGACAACGACAAUGGCUGUAAAUGCAGUAGAGGAAUGUCGACGUGCAUGUGGUGGUCAUGGAUACAGCAUGUUUUCUGGUCUCGGUAGCUUUUAUCAGGACUAUGUUCCUAAUGUCACCUUUGAAGGUGAUAAUUACAUCCUCACGCAUCAAACAUCGCGUUAUAUAUGCAAGACGUAUCGCAACGUGGUGGCAGGCAAAGCUGUUCCAUCCGAGCACAACAUGACUGUGACCUAUUUGAUGCAAUACUUGCAAGAUCCCAAAGCGACAUGCGCUGACGACUUGACCAAUCCUGAAGUGAUACUCAAUGCAUUUGGGUAUCGUGCAGCUUACUUUGCAGCACAGCUGGUGGAACAAUUGGAUCAUGAAGGGCGAUCUUGGAACAGCAUGCUCGUCGAAGUUAAUCGUGUGUCACGUGCUCAUUGUCAAUAUAUGCUUGUUCGCAGCUUUUUUGUCGGCAUUCGCCAAGCGGACCAGCAACUACAGCCUGUGUUAUCAGUAUUGGCGCGUCUAUUUGCAUUGCAUAUGAUGGAGCAAGAGCUUGCAGAUUUCAUGCUGACAGGAUACAUUACAAGUGCUCAAGGCAAAUCCCUAAGGAAGCUUGUAUUGGAUUACAUUUCAAAGAUUCGAGAUGAUGCGGUGGCGCUUGUAGACGCGUUUGCAUUGCCUGAUUAUUAUCUUCAUUCUGCCCUUGGACGAUAUGAUGGAAAAGUGUACGAAAGCAUGACCAAGAUGGCUGAGCUAGAGCCUUUGAAUCAGACUCAAGUAGUGGAUAUGUACGAGGAAUACAUCAAGCCCCACGUCUAUAAACCAAAUAGCAAGUUGUAA